This is a messenger RNA of Phanerochaete carnosa HHB-10118-sp, 1631 nucleotides long. RefSeq lists its product as uncharacterized. Gene Ontology annotation, biological process: mitotic cell cycle; microtubule cytoskeleton organization. The record is from RefSeq and is a predicted model, not a curated record. Gene Ontology annotation, cellular component: cytoplasm; microtubule. The transcript is spliced from 8 exons. Lineage: Eukaryota; Fungi; Basidiomycota; Agaricomycetes; Polyporales; Phanerochaetaceae. Gene Ontology annotation, molecular function: GTPase activity; structural constituent of cytoskeleton; GTP binding. The coding region runs from base 39 to 1379 and encodes 446 amino acids.
ACCAGUACCCUCACCGCUCCUUCAACAAGCCUAUCAUAAUGCGCGAAAUCGUCCACCUCCAGACUGGCCAGUGCGGUAACCAAAUCGGUGCCAAGUUCUGGGAGGUCGUCUCAGACGAACACGGUAUUGACCGCGAUGGCUUGUACAAGGGCAACAACGACCUCCAACUCGAGCGCAUCAACGUCUACUACAAUGAAGUUGGCGCGAACAAGUAUGUUCCUCGCGCUGUUCUGGUCGACCUCGAGCCUGGAACCAUGGACUCCGUUCGAUCUGGUCCUCUCGGCAACUUGUUCCGACCAGACAACUUUGUCUUCGGCCAGAGUGGCGCGGGCAACAACUGGGCGAAAGGACACUACACGGAGGGCGCUGAGCUUGUUGACUCCGUUCUUGACGUUGUUCGCAAGGAGGCUGAGGGCACUGAUUGCCUCCAAGGCUUCCAGAUCACUCAUUCGCUUGGUGGUGGUACCGGCGCGGGUAUGGGUACCCUCCUGAUCUCCAAGAUCCGUGAGGAGUACCCAGACCGUAUGAUGGCCACCUACUCCGUCGUGCCAUCUCCCAAAGUCUCCGACACCGUCGUUGAGCCCUACAAUGCUACUCUCUCCGUUCAUCAACUGGUAGAAAACUCCGAUGAGACCUUCUGCAUUGACAAUGAGGCGCUCUAUGAUAUUUGCUUCAGGACAUUGAAGCUGACGACACCAACAUAUGGUGACCUCAACCACCUCGUCUCCGUUGUCAUGUCCGGCAUCACAACUUGCCUGCGUUUCCCUGGCCAGCUCAAUUCGGAUCUUCGCAAGCUUGCCGUCAAUAUGGUACCUUUCCCUCGUCUUCACUUCUUCAUGACUGGCUUCGCUCCAUUGACUGCCCGUGGCAGCCAGCAAUAUCGCGCCGUUACUGUUCCUGAGCUUACGCAGCAGAUGUUCGACGCCAAGAACAUGAUGGCUGCCUCCGAUCCCAGGCAUGGUCGCUACCUCACCGUUGCUGCUGUCUUCCGUGGCCGUGUCUCGAUGAAGGAGGUUGAAGAGCAGAUGCAGAACGUUCAGAACAAGAACUCAGCCUAUUUUGUCGAGUGGAUCCCGAACAACGUCCUUACCGCUCAGUGUGAUAUCCCACCCCGUGGCCAGAAGAUGGCUGUCACCUUCCUCGGCAACUCGACUGCCAUCCAGGAGCUCUUCAAGCGUGUCUCCGACCAGUUCACUGCCAUGUUCAGGAGGAAGGCCUUCUUGCACUGGUACACCCAGGAGGGUAUGGACGAGAUGGAGUUCACCGAGGCCGAGUCCAACAUGCAGGACCUCGUCGCCGAGUACCAACAGUACCAAGAUGCCACCGUUGAGGAGGAGGGCGAGUACGAGGAGGAAGUCCCUGCCGAGGAAGAGCAGUAGACAGCUCGCUUUUACGUCCGGAGUUCAUUUUGUCCCCUUAUGACAUCGCUGCACGAAAAGCUGUUACUACAUAAUCUCCUUAUAUUGGUCGCUUCUGUCUCUCAUUACGUUUCUUUCUCUGGCACCUAUCCCGACGACUACGCUACCCUACUGCAUAUCAUCUUCAUUCACUCGUAACGAUUCUCUCUUCUACUUAGGAUAAUGUAAAAGCUUGAGGCUACAAGGCAAUGUGUGACUGAUCGGGACGAUCAC